Molecule: messenger RNA, 3119 nt
Organism: Anolis sagrei ordinatus
Lineage: Eukaryota; Metazoa; Chordata; Lepidosauria; Squamata; Anolidae
Gene: ACOX3
Product: acyl-CoA oxidase 3, pristanoyl
Biological process (GO): fatty acid beta-oxidation using acyl-CoA oxidase; lipid homeostasis
Cellular component (GO): peroxisome
Molecular function (GO): FAD binding; fatty acid binding; pristanoyl-CoA oxidase activity
Source: RefSeq, a predicted model, not a curated record
AGCAUGCUCUUGCAAGGCCAGUUGUGAUAAGGUGAUGGCACAGCUGAGAUGAGCCUCAGAAGGCGAAGCUAACUUAGCAGCCAGAGAACAACUUCAGCCCAAUUGUGGGCCUUUUGUGUGGCUUGCAGAAGGGAGAGAAGCAGUUUUUUUAAAUAUUGGAAAAGUUUGUUUUGGAGAAAUAUUGUACACCAAGAUGAAGUCCAUCAGUAAUCUGGAAAAGUUGAACUCACUACUACCAGACUUACCCAAGGGACCACUCUGUGCCUACCGGAAGAAGGCAUCCUUUAAUUGGAAAGAGAUGGCAUUGUUCAUCGAGGGUGAAGAUCUCAUAUCUUUCAAGAAUAAAAUAUUCUCUACACUUGAAAAUGACCCUCUCUUUGCUCGUCUUGCUGGAGAAGAAUUACCUCUUGAGAAGUAUCGUGAGUUAACAUUCCUGCGCUGUAGAAGACUCUUUGAAUAUGAUUUUCUGAGGCUAGAAGAGUUUGUGGAAAAACCAUUAAAACUUGUGGCACUGAUUACUUCCCUUGGAAUGUAUGAUUGGUCCCUUGGGGCUAAGUAUUUGCUAAAUACUCAGGUAUUUAAAGGUGCAGUUGAGAGUGGUGGCAUCGAAAGACAUGCAGACAUUAUUCAGCAAAAUGGAACUAUGGAGAAUUUUGGAUGCUUUGCUCUGACUGAACUCAGCCAUGGCAGUAAUACCAACAAUAUGCGAACUACAGCUAGAUAUGACCCAUCUACACAGGAGUUCAUUAUUCAUUCACCUGAUUUUGAAGCUGCAAAAUUUUGGGUUGGCAAUAUGGGGAAAAAUGCAACACACGCAGUUGUCUUUGCACAGUUGUAUACUCCAGAUGGGCAGUGCCAUGGACUGCAUUCCUUCAUUGUACAGAUUCGUGAUCCAAAAACACUUCUUGCAAUGCCAGGGGUGAUGGUUGGCGACAUAGGGAGGAAACUGGGGCAGAAUGGUUUAGAUAAUGGUUUCGCCAUGUUUCAUCAUGUGAGGAUACCAAAGGAGAAUUUACUGAAUAAAACUGGAGAAAUCACCGCCGCAGGGACAUAUACAAGCACAUUCAAGGACCGCAAGCAACGAUUAGGAGCUUCCCUUGGUUCUUUGUCCAAUGGAAGAGUCAUGAUUAUAUCCAUGUCGCUUGUCAAUUUAAAGCUUGCUGUGUCAAUAGCCAUACGCUUCUCAGCUACUCGACGCCAGUUUGGACCAACAGAUGAUGAAGAACUUCCAGUCCUUGAGUACCAAAUGCAGCAAUGGCGCUUACUUCCUUAUUUAGCAGCAGCUUAUGUCUUAGAUCAUUUCUCCAAGACAUUGUUCAUUCACUCCGUGGAAUUCACAAUAGGCCUUCUCAUGGGGGACAAGAGUCCACAACAGGCUGAACUUGGACGGGAGAUCCAUGCUUUAUCAACUUCAGGCAAGCCACUGGCUUCUUGGCUUGCACAACAAGGAAGUCAAGAAUGUCGAGAAGCUUGCGGGGGACAUGGCUAUCUGGCAGUGAAUCGUCUUGGUGAUAUCCGGAACGACAAUGACCCAAACUGUACCUAUGAAGGUGACAACAAUGUUAUUUUACAGCAAACUAGCAACUACUUGCUAGGUUGGAUGAGUGGCAGACAACAAGACAAAGGACCUAUUGCAUCACCACUUGGAUCAGUAAAUUUUUUGGAAGACUAUGAUCAUAUUCUUUGUCAGAAAUUCAAAGUGUCUGGUGUCCAAGACUGCAUGGAUCCUUCAGUACCUUUAAGAGCAUUUAAGUGGCUAGUUUGUUACUUGCUCCGAGAGAGUGUCCAAAAGCUAAGAAAUCUGGAAAAAGCUGGUUAUUCUGAAUUUGAAGCAAGGAAUCAAAGCCAGGUGUUCCACUGUCGUUCUUUAGCUAUAGCUUUUAUUGAACAUGUUGUUUUGCAAAGAUACUAUGAAUAUGUUCACAGCUCCAAAACACCAGCUAGCCUUCAGCCAGUAUUGAAACAGAUCUGUUCACUCUAUGGACUGUGGUCUUUGAAUAAGCACAUGGCAGUUCUUUACCAAGGGGGCUACAUUUCAGGUGAAAAUGCUGGUAGAUUUGUCCAAGAUGCAAUUCUAGAGCUUUGUUCAAAGUUGAAGCAAGAAGCUGUGGCUUUAGUAGAUGUUAUUGCUCCUCCUGACUUCAUUCUCAACUCUCCUCUUGGCAAGGCGGAUGGAGAGCUUUAUAGAAACCUGUGGAGCAGUGUUCUUCAAGGCAAAAAAGUGUUGGAGAGGCCAUCCUGGUGGCUUGAAUUUUGCAAUAAUAAGCCUGUUGUAGGCCAGCUGAGGUCAAGAAUGUGAGCAAACAAAUAUUUUAGAACAUCCCCAGAAGGACUUGGAUGAUUCACCCUGAUCUAACAUUACAAGGAUCAUGUUAAAUGGCAGUAAUUUUGUAAAGGAAAUACUCAGAGACAACAGUCCUUAAAAUCUCAUUCCACCCAUUUUCAGGGCUAUUAGCACAAUCAAGGUGAUUACAAUCCCUGGCGGAUAUAAUUCCCAUCUGUUGUCAUUAAGCCGAGCUUUGUAGAAAUGCAGUUUGGUCAAAAUAGGCUCUGCCGUAUGUUCCUUCUGUCUCUGUUGAAUAUAGCUGAUGUGGAAAUAUAGUACUUACUUUAUUUCCCCAUAAUUAACUUCCAAGUGUUAAAAUGGUUACAACAGACUGAAAGAAAAUGAUGCCACAUAAAGACAACUCGAUUUUCUGUUGAUUUUGAAAGUCAUUGAAGAUUCAUGUAAGAAGUGCUGAGCUUUCUAACACGAUAAAAAAAAACUGUAUAUGUCUUACACAGUUAAUGAAAUUUUGUCAUUUGUUCAGUGUCGAUCAAAUGAGAACAGAUUUUGAUUAACUGACAAUUUAGUUUUUCCCAUUUCUGCUGCAAAUAUUCAAUCUCUUUAAUUAUUGUUAAUUAUUUUAUUUGAAAUGCUUCUAACAUUCUGCAUUGUAAUUUCUUACUAUAGUUGUGGGUUCUCUUUGAAUGCCACAGAGCUGUAAAAUGUGAAUGUUGUAAUAUAUGUAAUAACUAAGCUCUCUUACCUAUUAGGUAAUGUUAUGAAAAAAAGCUUUGUGCUAAUUCAAUGGAGUAAGUAAUGAUACUUAUGAAUUAAAUUUUUUGUUAUAAUACAA